UAAUUGGGUAUCUGAGCUCAGAGUGACGUGGCCCUUACGAGACCUGGAGCUGACGCGUGGGUUAGCGUCUCCUCCUAGUUGCAGUCUGGUUGUCCUUUGUGGCUGUGCGCCGGCACGCUAUUGCCUUGAAGGCAGGCGAGCCUGUAGCACCGGGAAGGAGGAAGUCGUAGAAGCUGACCCUGAUCGGUUGCAGGUCUCUGGGUCCGUUGGUGCAGCAGAUUUCAAAGCAAAGAGAAAACGACUACUUCUGAGCCUGCAGGAAGAGUAAGCAGGAAAAAAAUCUCAACAUGGAAAAUGUCCCCCAGGAAAGCAAAGGAGAGGAGCAGGCUCCAAUGCAGAAUGAAGAAGCCCACCCUUUGGAAGGUGGUGAAGGCCAGGAGCCUGGAGAAAAUAUUAGAGCCGAUUGGGCCCCGCCUGCCCAUGAUGUGAGAGAGGAUAUGCCCAAUAGGCUUGUCAAUAACCUUGACAUGAUAGAUGGAGAUGCAGAUGAUAUGGAACGGUUCAUGGAGGAGAUGAGAGAGCUAAGGAGGAAAAUUAGGGAGCUUCAGUUGAGGUACAGUUUGCGCAUUCUUAUAGGGGAUCCCCCUCACCAUGACCAUCAUGAUGAGUUUUGCCUUAUGCCUUGAAUGCUGAGGUUAGUAAUAAUAAACUCCCUGCCUCCCAAAGUUGCAUUUUCUUUAUGUACCCUUUACUGUGAAUCUGUGAUGUUCUGUAAUUUUUCUGAUUGGAGAAUUCAUUUGACUUAGUCUGAAAGUUUUUCUGUCAGCGGGGGAGUUUCACCAACUUGCAUGGAAAGAUGUUUAGUACAUAGUGUGAAGGUAAUAAAGCAGUUUAAAAACCAGUCUAUAAAUACACUAUCUCAUUUAAAAGCAUGCAUAAUAUAUGUGUGUGUAUCAGAAUGUUUCUUCUUUAACUUUUCUUGAUUACUUAUUUUUUCUCAUUUUUCCAAAAUGAAUACAUAUGUAUUAUACAUGUCAGGCAAAAAGUAAGAGGCAAAGAACUUGCCAAUUGACUUAUAAAGGGAAUGGAGACAAUCAUUAAAUGCUUCAGACACAAUUUAAAGACACAUGAAUCUUCUAUUACCUCUUAUAAUAUAAUCUCUUACUUGGAAGCACGAACCUGGUCAUUAUUACAGAUAUGUUUCUUUAUAGUCAGCCUAUUAAUCUAUGAAUGAAGAUAACAUGCACACUCUCUAGGUGCUCUUCAUAUUUAGAGAAGGGCCCAAAAAGUAUGUCUAUCAUCAAGUCUAAAUGCCAAGUGGGUGACACCUUUUUUUUUAAGAUUGUAUUUGUUUGAGAGAGAGUACAAACGGGGAGGGGCAGAGGGACAAGUAAGUAGACUCCCUGCUGAACAGGGAGCCCAGCAUGGGGCUCCACCCCUGGAGCCUUAGCUGGUCAGACACCUGACUGAGCCACCUAGGCACCCCUGGGUGACACCUUUCUAUACUUAGGCUUCUGUGUCUCCCUUCUCUAGAUAAUGCCUUGACUGCUAAGCACUCUUUCCCCUUCUCCCUUCCUUUUGGCUCCCUGUGCUGGUCCCCACCACUACUGAUGUGCUAGAGUACUAAAGGUGACAAAGACCUACUGAUUUCUCUUGAACCAUCAAUGAUCUGAAUUCCCAUUUUGCCCUUUCAGAAAUGUGGAGAAUGCCCUUCCUGCUUUGUAGUUAUUCUUAAUCCAAGCGAGUACUCCCCCAGUGCUGCUUAGGGAUCCAAAUAGCCCUUUUGUUUUUUCUCAGACUUUCUUCUUUAUCCCCUAAUAAAAUCUGAGUGACAUUCA
Messenger RNA from Canis lupus familiaris (dog), 1778 nucleotides. It is a transcript of the gene BEX5, whose product is annotated as brain expressed X-linked 5. The transcript has 3 exons. Gene Ontology annotation, biological process: signal transduction. Gene Ontology annotation, cellular component: cytoplasm. The record is from RefSeq and is a predicted model, not a curated record. Bases 288 to 626 code for a protein of 112 amino acids. Gene Ontology annotation, molecular function: signaling receptor binding. Lineage: Eukaryota; Metazoa; Chordata; Mammalia; Carnivora; Canidae.